AUGCAAUUCAACGGAUACUACUACAGCCCUCAGAAUGGCUACGACCAGUUCUCCGGCCUCCAGGCUUUCCAUGACGCCGUCCGUAGGCCUGACGCGGGUCCCUCAAAUAGCACUGGACAUGGAUAUGGCUAUGUCCAGGGAGACGUCCAGCAGAAUACCCAACAGCACAUGUCACCGCCAAAUCAACAGCAGGCGCAGUCGCAGCCGAUCAUACAUCCUCCACCACAGCAAACACCGCAAUUUCUCCCUCAGCUGCCUCAGACUCAAUUGCUACCGCAGCAGCAUACUCCGCGACAGGAUCCGCCCCAGACGGCACAAGUGAGCACUCAGCGAAACACCAGCGUGAGCACAGAACAGCGGAAUAGCGAUCAGACCACGGCGAGGGAUACGGAGCGGAAAAAUGAGCAGAAUGGCAAUCAGAAUGCGGACCAAGACAAGGAGCAGGACAAGGAUCACCGCUCUCGGGGCCAGCAGCUCAACAUGCCGCCCGUUGUUGGCUCGAUGAUGCACUACGCGAACAAGCAUGUCAAGUAUCGACCGUUUCCACCCGACAUCAUGGCUGUCAGGGAGAAGCUAUUCAAAAUGGACGAGCCCUUCCUGCUGGACAGCCAGCAGAUUGCCGACUACUGGCCUCACAUGAGCAAUGUUUGGGGGAGAUCUACACGGCCGAGUGUGGAGCCGAAUGGUACGGUAGUUGAGGUCUGGGAGUGCCGAAUACGAAGACGUGUGGAGAGCAAAGGCAACAAAUACGGCGCGCGUCAGGGCACUGGAAUGAGGAACAGACUUAAUAAAGACAAUAUUCUGGGAGACUCUGAGGCAUGUACACCGCGCAUCAGGGUCGUGUCCUACACCAAGCAUGCUGAAAACCCGGAAGAACAUUGUGGGCCGCCUGGGUUCUUGAAUUGCAAAUGUCUGGCUGAGUGGGCACAUUUCGAGAGAACCACCACCACGAGAAACAAGGCUCUCCAACAUACGCAUGAUCUAGACGUGUGCGAUCGAUACAAGCGGACAGACGGCUUGAUGUACUGCUGCAAGCUGAAGGUGGAGGAGCAUUAUACGCUUCCCGCCGUGAUGCGGUGGAUCAAGGAGAAGUUUGGGCACAUCAGCAACGAAGUGGAAUACAUACAGAAGCACGACAUCGCAAAUGUGAGCCGACCCUGGAAGCAAGCACACAAAGGCGAAGAGAUGAGGUCUCAAAUUACGGAAGACACGGAUGCGGAUAAACGGCGAAAACAUUGCCUGGACGCCAUCGUUUCGAAUCCCGCCGACCGUCUGCGGGAAGCCUUGUCUGAAGUCUGCAAGCGCAUACCAGAAGCAAUGGACAUUGUAAUACCGUUUUUGGACAUGACCAGCGCGGACAGAGAGGACUUUCCCGAAAUUUCACAUGGUCAAUCAAUCAAGAUACCCUUCCCAGGCCUUCCGCACAAGAGAAUGCUGCUAUACGAAACAAGCGCGUCGGUACCUGCUUCAGCUCCGACAUCAACGCCUGCACGCCCCUCAUUCGCUGCAGGAGCAUCGACACCGCACAGCGCGCCUCAGCCUGCGAAUAAUUGGCCUCCACCGCAGCCUAGUUAUACCGCUCCUGUGAAUCCCCAAAUUAUAACCCUACAACCGGCGCCAGGUCCAACGGCAACCAACGCAACCCGAGCGUCGCUUCCUGACGUACGGAGCGCGUGCAUGACGGACCCGGAAACUACUCACAAAGCCUUUAUAGAAGCAUCAAGUGCAUUGCCUCCGUCUGUGCCGCGGCCGUAUACCUCUCAACAUACGAGAAUGCCACUUCAACCGAUUGAUAGGGCUCGAAACAGCGGGCAGCCGUGGCGACCUUUGAGCGUCACCCAUCCAGUGGCCAAUGGGCCUGCGCCUCGGCCUAGGAUACCUCCUGCGCCUUUGAUGCAAGAAAGGCCUGCGUGGGCGCAGCCUGUUGUACCGCAGAAACGAAGCAUGGAGCAUCCACCAGAGAGAUCGCGGAAGUCCUUGCCAGCGACUCCUGAUCAGCCCAGGGCUGAUGGCCCCAGUCUUGUCAACGAAAUUGCGUCUCAGUUGCGCAAAGAACUUGCGGCUUCUUGA
Lecanosticta acicola is the source of this 2070-nucleotide messenger RNA. The record is from the annotation of a GenBank genome assembly. NCBI's taxonomy places the organism in Eukaryota, Fungi, Ascomycota, Dothideomycetes, Mycosphaerellales, Mycosphaerellaceae.